AUGCUGGAAUCAUGGACUGCCAAACUCGUCUUCGGCCUAGUGGCGGCCGCGGUGUUGUACCUCUGGAGGAUCAAUUGGGCCAUGUCGAAUACCCCGCCUGAGGCUCAGCGGGUGUCGCCGGAUCGAUGGACGCCAGACCGAGUUAAGCGCGUCUUUGAACGCAUGGAGAAGCAGCCCAUCGACUGGACACCACACUUACCCCCAAAGCUGGAUAGACGCUAUGUUAUUGUUGGCGGAGCUGGCUUGGUUGGAGGACAACUUGCGAUUCAGCUGAUUGCGCGCGGUCAUCCCCCCGAGGCGAUCCGUAUCAUCGACUUCCGCAAGCCCUUACGCGAUGAUAUGAGCGAAGGCCCCGUGUCGCAGGUCGAUUUCGCCCAGGCUGACAUAUCCUCAGAGUUAGCAACCUCUGCUGCGUUUGCAAAGCCAUGGCCUGAGUCUGUCGCUCAGCUCCCUCUGACAGUGUUUCACACUGCCGCCGUCAUCCGCCCGUCUGAGCGUAGCCCAAUGGUGUACGACCGCUGCUCCCGCGUCAACACGGCGGGUGCCGCUCACGUUCUUGCUGCCGCAAAGGCCUCCGGCGCCGGCGUCUUCAUCUUCACGUCGUCGUGCAGUGUUGCUCUGAAGCCCGUCAACUUCUUCAACUCGCCCUUCAAACAGUGGCCGGCGAACUUCGUGCAGGUGCUGAAUGAGUUGGACUUUUGGAAACCUCUGCGUCCUCAUGGCGAGUUCUUCGCCAACUACGCCAGGAGCAAGGCAGAGGCAGAGCGCCUCAUCUGCGGUGCCAAUGACAUACCGGAAGACCCGCUGCAGGAUGGAGGCUUCCGUACCGGCGCAAUCCGACCUGGAAACGUCAUUUACGGCCACAAGGAUGAUUACCUCAUCGGUACAACUUUGAGAAUGGCCAGCUUCCCGACCUUCACGGCGCCCUUCGUGCAGAACUGGGUGCAUGGAGCCAACGUUGCGCUGGCUCAUCUGCAAUACGAAGCCGCUCUCCUCGGACCUCACGCGCACAAGGUGGCAGCGCGUCCAUUCUUGGUGACUGACGGAGGGGCGCCUCCCACGUUCGAAGACUUUUACACACUGAUCCGAUCAGUGAGCGUGACGCCAUUCCACGUCCAGUACCCCCCGCCUGUGCUUUUGCUGCUUCUCGCCCACUGUAUCGAGGCGUAUUGUUUAUUGCUUUGGCACGUACCAGUGCUGCAGAAGAUCUUCUCGGAACCGAGUAUGCCGCUAUACAUGAUGCAGCCGGCGAGUAUAGCUGGCUCCGUCACUGCGCUGAUCAACGACGCGGAUGCGCGGAGGCGAGUGGAAGACGGCGGCCUGGGAUAUCAAGCCAAAUGCACCAGCAUGGAAGGGCAGUGUAUGCAGCUGGUGGCUUGGAACCGAUGGGUGCGCAGCGGAGGCGAAGAAGUCAGGAAUGAGAAGGGCCUCGUGAAAGACACCCUCGAAGUCGGUUUAGAACCGGUUGCGAGGAGAGCAUGA
Molecule: messenger RNA, 1482 nt
Organism: Colletotrichum chrysophilum
Lineage: Eukaryota; Fungi; Ascomycota; Sordariomycetes; Glomerellales; Glomerellaceae
Exons: 2
Coding region: 1-1482 (493 amino acids)
Biological process (GO): ergosterol biosynthetic process
Cellular component (GO): endoplasmic reticulum
Molecular function (GO): 3-beta-hydroxy-Delta5-steroid dehydrogenase (NAD+) activity; 3-beta-hydroxysteroid dehydrogenase [NAD(P)+]/C4-decarboxylase activity
Source: RefSeq, a predicted model, not a curated record